AUGGGGAAACGAGUAGCUAUCGUCGGGAGCGGAUGCUCGGGGAUAGGUGCUCUGUGGGCGCUGCACACCAGUACCGAUCAUGAAGUGCACUUGUUCGAAUCGGCAUCAAGACUGGGUGGACACUCCAAUACCGUGACAUACAAUGGCCCCAAUGGGAGCGCAAUUCAGGUUGACACGGGCUUCACUGUCCUGUACGAAGCUACUUGUCCAAACUUCCUCGCAUUCCUGAACGAAAUAGGUGUCCCGACGGCGAAAACUGAGAUGACGUUCGGGAUCUCUCGUGAUCAAGGGACGUUUGAGUGGGCUGAGACCUCGCUGUUUUCCAUCUUCGCGCAAAGGAGAAAUUUAUUCAGUCUGAGUAUGUGGCGACUGAUAUUCGAUGUCAUCCGGUUCGAUAAGUUUGCCCUUGAUGUCUUGAAUGAUAAGCAAGAUAGCGAGAAUGAGGAAACCAGUUGCCGAGAGACCAUCGCGAAAUACCUUGACCGAGAAGGCUAUUCUCAGGGCUUUCGUGACGACUAUCUUGUUCCUGUGGCUGCCGCAAUCUGGAGUACAAGUCUCGACAUGUGUCCUUUGGAGUUUCCCGCCCACACUCUGAUUCGCUUUAUGUACAACCACCAUCUGUUGAGUACAGCUGCGAAGCGGUCGAACUGGCUUAUCAUUCCCGGUGGUGCGAACCAGUACAUUGACGCAGUGUUGAAGGAUUUCCCCACAGAGAGAAUUCACCUCGAAUGCAAAGUCACUGCUCUGGCGUCCACAGGGACAGCUUCUGUGAGGCUCAUAGCCAACAGCCGAGACCAGGAAUUCGACCACGUCAUCCUGGCCACCCAUGGAGACCAGGCUCUUCAGAUCUUGGGGCUUGCAGCGACCACGGAAGAAGCUCAGGUCUUAAGUAGAUUCCAUAGCACUAGGAAUCUUGCAGUUCUGCAUUCGGACAUCUCGUUAAUGCCGAAGCUUCGCACGGCAUGGUCGUCGUGGAAUUGUAUCACAGAAUCUCCAUUUCCUCCGAGACGAACCCGAAACGUACCCAAAGUCUGCCUGACUUCUUGGGCGAACUCGCUCCAGCAUAUUUCCGGAGAUGAAUUCGGUCCCGUUCUGCUCACUCUGAAUCCCCUGACGAUGCCGGAUCCUAGACAAGCUCAUGGUAUCUGGGAAUAUUCUCAUCCGCAGUUCCAUGCCGCUGCAACCGAAGCUCAGCGACUCUUGCCCAGCAUACAGAACACUCGGAACAUCAGUUACUGCGGCGCGUGGACCGGUGAUGGGUUUCAUGAAGCUGGUUUCAGAAGCGGGCUGUCUGUUGCAAUGUACCAUUUAGGAGCAACACUGCCAUUUGAGUUUGUCGAUUCGGCAGUCUUCUGUGGUGGGAAGCCGGCAUUGACCAUCAAGGACCAUCUGUUGAGGCUGUUUGUCCUGAUAGUGCAGAUAGCGAUAUUGCUUGCUGAAGGCAGCUGGCGUAGACUGGCGACUGUCGUAGAUAGACGGAUAGCAUCACGGAGAAGUGCUUGA
Molecule: messenger RNA, 1503 nt
Organism: Capronia coronata CBS 617.96
Lineage: Eukaryota; Fungi; Ascomycota; Eurotiomycetes; Chaetothyriales; Herpotrichiellaceae
Exons: 1
Coding region: 1-1503 (500 amino acids)
Molecular function (GO): oxidoreductase activity
Source: RefSeq, a predicted model, not a curated record